This is a messenger RNA of Leptonychotes weddellii (Weddell seal), 1098 nucleotides long. Lineage: Eukaryota; Metazoa; Chordata; Mammalia; Carnivora; Phocidae. The record is from RefSeq and is a predicted model, not a curated record.
ACCACAAAAUAAAGAGUUAACGACUGGCGGCCCAUUUCCUCCUGCCUUAGGAAGAGAAACCUACACGGACUUCUUCCUGCCACUGCUGAGUCGCUGCCCUUCCGCUAUGGGGAUAAAGAAUAAGGAUGGGGAGACCCCUGGGCAGAUUCUGGGCUGGGGACCCCCCUGGGAUUCUGCUGAAGAGGAGGAAGAGGACGAGGCCUCUAAGGAGCGGGAAUGGAGGCAGAAGCUGCAGGGAGAGCUGGAGGAUGAGUGGCAGGAGGUCAUCGGGAGGUUUGAAGAUGACGCUUCCCAUGAGGCCCAGGAGCCCGAGUCCUUCUCAGCCUGGUCAGACCGCCUGGCCCGGGAGGGCGCCCAGAGGCGGCGGCGGCAGCAGCAGCGCGGGGCAGAGGGAGCCUGCCGACCGGCACGGGCUGCGGGCCCCAGUCACAGCUGGCCGCGGCAGGAGGAGGAGCAGCGGCGCUUCCGAGAGCGGGCCCGGGCCAAGGAGGAGGAGCUGCGAGAGGGCCGGGCCAGGCGGGCACAGGAGGCUCGUGGGGACCGAGGGCCAGAGCCAGCCAGGGCUGGGCCCAGGGCAGAGCCCCCAAGAGGAGCAGGGAGGGGCAGCCUCUGGCGCUUUGGUGAUGUGCCCUGGCCCUGCCCUGGAGGGGGGGACCCGGAGGCCAUGGCCGCAGCCCUGGUGGCCAGGGGCCCCCCGUUGGAGGAACAGGGAGCCCUGAGGAGGUACUUGAGGGUCCAGCAGGUCCGCUGGCACCCUGACCGCUUCCUGCAGCGAUUCCGAAGCCAGAUUGAGACCUGGGAGCUGGGCCGCGUGAUGGGGGCCGUCACGGCCCUUUCUCAAGCCCUGAAUCGCCACGCGGAGGCCCUCAAGUGACCCCAGGGAAAGAGUGAGAAACUGCAGGGAACGCAGCCUUAGAGGCAGGGCAGUAGUAAGGGGAAGGUCAGGGAUGGGGAUGACGAGGAAGAGGCUGAUGCUGCGCGGCGAAGGAUAAUGGGGUGGGAGCGAGACUUGUAAUGAGUGGGAGUGGGGAGGAUAUGGGCCACCACCACUGCUCCUUGACUCCUCUAGUUCCUAAUAAGACCUGGUUCCACAUCUCA